GACGUCAUUAAAGAAGUUUACAUAACCCGCUAGAAGUAGAACACAAGAGAAUGAGACCAUUCCAAUGAAUGAAACGUGACCCUGCUUCAAUAGCGUGUACUUAAGUAGGUACGUACAAAUUGCACAGAGUAUACGUGCAAUACAGAGCGCGCUUCAUGGCCGCUCUCCAACGAUUCGCCGCGCCGUUUCCUCGCUGCGCUAACGGUAUAGAGUAGUCUCGCUCACUCGCGGCCGACCGCGAUUACGGGCAAUAAACAGGUUGUCUCUGCGCAGGGCUACUCUGUUGAUUUUAGUUCGUGUUAUUGCCACGGGUUUAGGAGUGCCGCCUGUGUCGCCGCAGCGGCCAUUUUCUUCUCUUUCUGCUGCGCUGUCAGUGUCCCAACAGCCGUGCGGGUGGACGCUUGUCUGGCGCUGUUUGUCAUCUUCUUGAUUACUCUCCCUACUUCUCGAUUCUCUUGUUCAAGGGCAUCUGAGGGUGUACAUUCCACUCCAUGGCCCCGGACAUGAAAUAAUAAAUUACGAUGCAAUUGAUUUUAGAAACUGAAGCUUCUGUAGACUUAAAAACAAAGAUGUCUCUUACUGACAAUGUGGAAAAAGCCGUAUCGGACAUUCUGAGUGGUGUCCAAAAUAAUGAAAAAGAAGAGAAUAAUGAAGCAGUCAAAGAAACUAAUAUUAGUAACGUGCACAAGAUAGACCAAAUAAAUAAGGCCGCGCCUAUUGACACAGAUAAAGAUAUAGAAAAGAAUGGUGAUGCUACGAUCAGCGAAAAUGACAUCGAUACUUCAAAUGAUUGUAAUACUACAAAUAAUUCCAAUGGAAACAAUUCCUCCAAUAAAGAAGUUAUUGAAAAUAUUGAAGGACUUGCGCAGCCUCAUGCUGAAAAGAAUGUUAAAUGUGAGAAUACUACUAUUGAGGAAAACCACAUAGGGCAUGAUAGUAAAUCUAACGAAACUGAGGCUAAUUGCGACGGUGCUACAAAUGGCCUAAAUGAACACAUGAGUGAAAUUAACAUGGAUGCCAUAGAACCUGUUGACACGGUUUGCAAUAAUAUUGAAACAGAAGCGACAAAUAUUGAAGCAAGUCGUGACGAAGGCAUUAAUAAAAAUAGCCAUCCUUGUGAUAUUGAGAAUAUUAAUCAAGAUAUAAUUGAUAAUACUGAAUCUGUUACAGACGAGUCUAGCAAUAAUAUUGAUUCAAAUAUUAAUCUUAAUGAAGAAGUGAAUAUCAAACAAGAAAUUACUGGGAAUACUGAAUCUGUUACAGACGAGUCUAGCAAUAAUAUUGAUUCCACUAUUAAUCUUGAUGAAGAAGUGAAUAUUGAUUCAAAUAUUAAUCUACACGAAGAAGUGGAUAAUAAACAAGACGAUAAAGAAACACCAAUUAGCGAUGACAUGAAUACGGACGUAUGUGAAGACAGUCUCAUAAAAAAAGAAAUAGAAGAUACUAGUAGUCAAGAAAAUAAUUCGAAAUUAAAUUCAAUUUCUGAUAAAACAGUUGAUAUUCCUGCGCAAUCUGAAUUGGAUGACAGUGACUUAAAAUUAUCUCAUAUCGAGACAGAAAUACCAGAAAAUGCACCUGCAUCUGAAGAAAAAGAAACUAUGGAAACAGAUAAUGCUAAGGAUGAUGAUGAUGCAAGUGAAGAACAUAUUGAUUUUAUACGCUCAGAAGCUAGUGAUAAUUGUGAUAAAAUGAACGAUGCUGAUAUUACCGAUGAAGCUGAAAAGGAAGCAUUAAGUACUAAUAACGCAGAGGAAAAUGACAGUUUGAACACUAAUGAUGUGAUAAGUAUGGACGUUGACGCAAAUAUGACUGCUUGCGAUGAAGACAAAAAUGAAAUAGAUUCUAUUAUAACACCGGUUAGUGCUACUGAAAUUAUUAAAUCAAACGUUAAAACAAAUUUACCGAUUAAACAGAACGUUUCGCAACUUGAUGAUAACAAGAACUCCGAUAAAGAAAUCGUUAAUUUAGAUGACGAUAAAGAUAAAAAUAAUGAACCUGAAGUGGUUGAAACGGAGUCCACUGUAACAAAAGCUGAUGAUGACGAACCUAUCUUAAAUUGCGAUGAUCAAACUGAGGUAACAGACAAUGUAGAAAAAUCAUUAAAUGAAGAACAAAUGUCAGUUGAUGACAUUAUUGAUUUAGAUGAGCCAAAGGAGUCACAGGACUCGCCAGACGAAAAAAGAAAAGACGAAAAAGAAAAUAUCAAUAAGGCGGCAAGUGAAAACGAUAAACCAGUAGAACCUGUUUUGAAAUUAUCAAAUACAUUAGACAUUUUAUCUGACGAUGAGGAGGACCAGGCGCCCAAAAGUUCAAACACUGAUAAUAGUGACAACAAGUGCAUUAACAUUGAAGAUGAUGAUGAUAUCAUGCUAAUAGAUGACGAUACAAGUGGUAAUGAAAGUAAGAAUGAACCUAUUAAAGAGCAAGAAGUCGAAAAGCAGAUAGAGUCAAAACCUGCAAGUCCGGCUGAAAGUGAAAAACUAACUGAAGAUAGCAAAAGUAUAGAUAAAGUAGAAGAUGAUGUUGUUGAAAAAGAUGCUCCAGUCCCAGACAAAGAAGUCACAGUAUCUACAACGUCACCAGACAUCAGUGAAAAAACUGAAGAAAAUAUGUUAGAAGCUGAAAUAAAGAAACCAUUGGUUCCUGAAAAUUUCCUAAAAACUUGCAAAAAGAAUUUAGUAGACAUGACAAGGGACGAGCUAGAAGAAUUUUGCAUUCUAAAAAUUGUCGAAAGCAUCUUGGACAGAAGCAAUUUGAGUGAGAUCAAAAACAAACUUAAAACGUUAACACAAAAUCUAGAGGAAUACAAAAAAAAAGCAAUGAUGCUUCAGAAACAGAACAGAGAUCUCCAAGUGGUGUUCAAGUCUGUACAGGAAGACGUAAAGAAAGCGAGUGACGCGCCAAUAGUUCCCUUGAAAAUAACGCGGUCUGUUGGCAUGCAGGUACUUAUGUCAGAUAAAACGGAUAAAAGAAGGAGGCCUGGAAUCGGUAUGCCUAAUAAUUUUGUUAAUAACAAUAACAAACAGGUGCGGAAUCCUGUAGCGCAAGGCCCGCGACCACAGAAGCCCCCUACGCAGCCCAUUCCAGUACCACGACUCGUCCCAGCAAGUCCAGCUAAAAAUUCUCCUCAACAACAGGUCAACCCAAACAAAGUAACAAGCCCACUUCCCAAUGGGGUUAAAAGCGUGUCUCCCGUACAGAAAGGCGAGAAACGGACGCACAAUAGAAUGCAAUCCGUAACUGUAGAUUUAACGGACGAUGAGCCUCCGACGAAGAUGGUGAACCGGACGGGGCCAAUGCCGCCCGUUAGACUUGUCCCAUCGCAAAACCUACUAGCUGCCCCUAGGACUCCAGGCGUGAACAGCCCUAGAAAAGUAUACAUACCUAUUAGCGGACCUCAAGGUCAAAAUGUCAGGCCUGGCCAAACGAUCAUGCUAAAAACUGUUCCAACUCCCGGGCCAAGACAAAGAACUGCACCUCCUCAUAUGGUCAGGAUGCCGCAAGGAGCGAUGCGGAUGAAUCGACCACAAGGUUUAAGACAUCCAGCCCCGCUACCGGAAUGUAUGAAACAAUACCAACCACCCAACUGGAAGGCGUUGCCUCCAGCGCCCGACCUGAAGCUUGCUAAAGUAGAAAACGGGAUUGUAAUAUCUUGGAAAAUAGAAGGAUACCAAGAAGACAGUUAUGAAGAAAUAGCCAGUUACCAAUUGUAUGCUUACCAGGAAACAACAUCUCCACCUAGCACAGCUUUGUGGAAAAAAAUAGGAGAUGUAAAGGCCCUGCCGUUGCCAAUGGCGUGUACUUUAACUCAGUUUAUGGCAGGAUAUAAAUACUACUUUGCCGUUAGAGCGGUCGACAUUAGAUCCCGCCUUGGACCAUUCAGUUUGCCUGGAAGCAUUCUGCUUUUAAAUAAAAUGUAAGACUGAUCCAUUCUUUUUAUUCUGGUGCUGCAAGCAGUGGAUGAAUAUGCCAAGUGAUUUGUGGACUGAUAUUGUUUGCAUUAUUUAUUUUACUCAAAAGUGUACAGUGCGGUGUAGUGCCGUUUAUAAAUAAGAUUUGUGUAAGUUCUAGUUCUUAGGUUACUCUAGAAAUAGCCAGCAUCGAGUAUAUGCUGUUGAUCUCUUGGUUAUACUGGUAUAAUAAUUCAAAUAAUAAUGUGCUUAGAUAGAUAAUAUUUGUAACAAGUUUUACGUCAUCUGACUAUAAACUUCACUAGACACAUUUUGUAACACGUUGUAUAUUUACUUCAACUAGGUACAAUUAUAAACUAAAAUGCUAACUGGUUUGAAUUAAAAUUUCCGGAAUUUAA
Messenger RNA from Cydia pomonella (codling moth), 4309 nucleotides. RefSeq names its product GATA zinc finger domain-containing protein 14-like. NCBI's taxonomy places the organism in Eukaryota, Metazoa, Arthropoda, Insecta, Lepidoptera, Tortricidae. Gene Ontology annotation, cellular component: nucleus; transcription regulator complex. The record is from RefSeq and is a predicted model, not a curated record. Gene Ontology annotation, molecular function: protein binding; transcription coregulator activity. Bases 522 to 3920 code for a protein of 1132 amino acids. The transcript has 4 exons. Gene Ontology annotation, biological process: regulation of DNA-templated transcription.